GUCGAGGUUUAUAUAUGACCGGCUCCGGGUUAUUCUGUGCCGUGAUGCUGACAUAAGCCGAGCCCGUGGUUUGAUGGGGACCCUGUUCUCUUUUCCUUCCGCCCGUCCGCGACCCCCCCGUCGACCGUCCGCACGACCCGAUAUGUCAGCCAUCCCGACCGACGAAAUCGACGCUUCCCUGGAUAUCCAGCAGCAGCAGAACAUACAGCAAGUCCAGCCCCAGCAACAAUCCGGUUCAGCUUCUGACACCCCCAGAAAACCCAAGGCCCCGUCUGUUCGACGGGCUUGUGUUGCCUGCCAUACUGGAAAGACCAGAUGUAGCGAAGUAUUGCCUUGCCAGUCUUGCUUGAAGCGCGGUCUUGGGGCAACAUGCGCGUACCCUGAUCCCGACGCCCAAGACCACAGCCACCCUCCCCCGGCGGCCACCCCCGCCUUCAACGCCCCGCCCCCCAUCUACGCCCCCACCCCAAACCUCAACCACACCCAGUACUACGACUACAACGGCGCCUUUACCGGCGCUUCUUCCUCCACUUUCCGUCCAUCAAAGCGCCCUCGCAACCUCACAGAGGAAGAAGCUGCCGCCAUCACCCGCAAUUUUAGCAGAGGCGAUUUUUACGUUGGAAGCAGUGCUCCGGUUAGGAUUGAUCCUCGUUUGCCUGUUAGGCUCACUUUGGGUGAGGGGGACCAUGUGCAUUUUACUGUUGGCGAGGCUUUGGUGUAAUUGUAUGAAUAUUCUGUAUAUUUUUGAGUACCGUUUAUGUUACGCUUUUCCUGUCUCCGAAACAUUGUUCGUAGUACUCUCACCGGCUGCUUAUCCGCUCGGCGUAUAAACUGAGACGGUCACUCAACUUCAAGUUUAUAUUCACACACCAGGGAC
Molecule: messenger RNA, 877 nt
Organism: Desarmillaria tabescens
Lineage: Eukaryota; Fungi; Basidiomycota; Agaricomycetes; Agaricales; Physalacriaceae
Exons: 4
Coding region: 74-721 (215 amino acids)
Biological process (GO): regulation of DNA-templated transcription
Molecular function (GO): DNA-binding transcription factor activity, RNA polymerase II-specific; zinc ion binding
Source: RefSeq, a predicted model, not a curated record